UUCAGAUUUUAGAGCAAAAAGUCUCUAAACCCAAAGCCUCCACUCAAUUGCCUACCAUCAAUACUUGAGCUUCUUCUUUUCAAAGCCUUAAAAGUUUGUAAAAUCAAAAAUCCUUUCUCUCCAGCCAUCUCCUUUACUCACUUCUCCUCUUCUUUCUUCUUGAGCCAUGACUAAAGAUGAAGAUUUUAAGCUCCUAAAGAUUCAGACUUAUUCCCUCAAAGUUAGCAUCCAUUGCGAAGGUUGUAACAAGAAAGUCAAGAAACUUCUUCAGAGGAUCGAAGGAGUUUACCACGUAAAGGUAGAAGCAGAGCACCAUAAGGUAACCGUUUCAGGCUCUGUUGACUCGGCCACACUCAUCAACAAGCUCCUGAAAGCCGGCAAGCACGCUGAGCUCUGGUCUCCAAACCCAACCACCAACCCUAACCAACCUCAGAAGCCCAAGGCUAGUGACGUUAUCAAGAACAAUCAAAAGGGUCAAAAGCAAGGCUCCGCGAAAAGUGGUCUUGAAACCUUCAAGCCCAAGAACAAUCCCAAAGGUGCGGCAUGUGUCAAGGAGGAGGAAGAUGAUGACGGCGGCGAGGAAGAAGACGGUGAGGUGCAGCUACCUAAACCGGUGAAUCAGCAGCAACAAAACGUCAAGAAAAACAGUGGAGGAGGAGGGCCAAUGAACAAUGGGAACAACGGAGUCAACGUAUCAAAGAAAGUCAACCAAAAACAGAACAGCCAGAACCAGAACAACAGUCAAGCAAUGGCAGCUGCUAUGCGGAUGAGAAACGCCGCAAAAGUGAACUCCGGUGUAGAAAACAACGAGAUAGGAGCUCUCAUGGGUCUAGCUGGAUUUAACGGCGCAGCAUCAAACGCUGCCGUGAAUCCCCAAAAUGGGAUUCAACAACUUCAACCGCCUCCGUUAAACAACAUCAACAGCGUCGCUAACCACAACAUGAACAAUGGUAACGGAGGAGGCAUGAUGAUGAACAUGAACGGAUACAAUCCAAUGAACAUGCAGAACAGACCAUUGAUGCAUCAUCAUCAGCCUCAACAAAUGAUGUACCAACGACCAGCUUUUGUUCCACCUCCAAGUAAUGGGUAUUACUACAAUUACACCCCUAGUCCUUACACUUAUUAUCCUUAUUACCCUUACCCAUCUGACCAGCACCAGCAAAUUAGUCAUCCAUCUGCAACAAACAUGCCCAGUGAUGAAGACACUAGCAAUAACAGCAGCUGUAACAUCAUGUAAAUGUUGCUUGCGAAGGAAGUUAUCUGUCUACUUCCGGGUUUGAGUAUCUUUUAUUUUGUUUAUGGCUAAUGUGAUAUGUUACUAGUGUUAAUUAUCUCCCUUUUCUUUUAUCAACUAGGCUUAUUUCCUUUUGCGUUUGUCAUGUAAG
Messenger RNA from Brassica oleracea var. oleracea, 1385 nucleotides. RefSeq names its product myb-like protein I. NCBI's taxonomy places the organism in Eukaryota, Viridiplantae, Streptophyta, Magnoliopsida, Brassicales, Brassicaceae. The transcript is spliced from 3 exons. The record is from RefSeq and is a predicted model, not a curated record. Bases 167 to 1237 code for a protein of 356 amino acids. Gene Ontology annotation, molecular function: metal ion binding.